Molecule: messenger RNA, 1500 nt
Organism: Galeopterus variegatus (Sunda flying lemur)
Lineage: Eukaryota; Metazoa; Chordata; Mammalia; Dermoptera; Cynocephalidae
Exons: 11
Biological process (GO): daunorubicin metabolic process; doxorubicin metabolic process; progesterone metabolic process
Cellular component (GO): cytosol
Molecular function (GO): aldose reductase (NADPH) activity; ketosteroid monooxygenase activity; androsterone dehydrogenase [NAD(P)+] activity
Source: RefSeq, a predicted model, not a curated record
AUGGCAUCCUGGAAAAGGGAAAUCUAUGGAGACCGUAAAAAGAUCCAUGGUUGCCAGGUUAUGGAAGAAGGAGUUGGAACACCAGCAGGUGACCAUGAGCUCCCGGAGGGCAGGGACCACACUGGUCACUUUCAGCACUGCACCCUGCCUAAGUGGCCCUUGCAUAAGGGAGUGGCCCCGCCUGGGACGCCAGGAGCCAUAGCGAAGAUCCCGGGCCUGGGCCUGGGCACCUGGAAGGCCUCUCCAGGAGAAGUGACGGACGCGGUGAAGGUGGCCAUCGAUGCUGGGUACUGACACUUCGACUGCGCUUAUUUAUACCACAACGAGAGUCAGGUUGGAGCAGGGAUUCAUUCCAACAUCAAUGAGGGCAUCGUGAGAUGGAAGGAUCUCUUCAUUGUCAGUAAGCUGUGGUGCACCUGCCAUGAGAGUUCCUUGGUGAAAACAGCAUGCCGUGAGAGUCUGAAGUCCUUUAAGUUGUAUUACUUGGACCUCUACCUCAUGCACUGGCCCAUGGGUUUCAAGCCCAGAAACAAAGACUUGCCUUUGGAUGACAGUGGCAUGGUCAUACCCAGUGACACGGACUUCCUGGACACGUGGGAGGCUAUGGAGGACCUGGUGAUCACAGCGCUGGUGAAAGCCAUCAGGGUGUCCAACUUCAACCACGAACAGCUUGAGAGGCUUCUGAAUAAACCUGAUUUGAGGUUCAGGCCAAUAACUAACCAGUUAGUCCAACCAGCCUUGGAAAGGUCACUGAAGAAACAUCAGUUGGACUGCGUUGGCCUGUACAUCAUGCACUACCCCUUGGCUCUGAAGCCAAGAGGGGAGUUGUAUCCAAGAGAUGAACAUGGGAAGUUAAUAUUUGAUACAGUGGAUCUCUGUGCCACGUGGAAGGCCAUGGAGAAGUGUAAGGACGCAGGAUUGGCCAAGUCCAUCGGGGUGUCCAACUUUAACCGCAGGCAGCUAGAGAUGAUCCUCAACAAACCAGGGCUCAGGCACAAGCCCAUCUGCAACCAGGAAGGAGAAGCUUCCCUGGGUCUGGUUGAGUCCGGGCAGCAGGUAUUCUGUCCAGACCGUCCUACUGUUCUUUUGUCUGGAAUUGAAGGCUUUUGCUUUUGCUGCCUGAAGCGAUUCUCUGAGAAAGGGUGGGAUUCGGGAGCUGUAAGUCUUUCCUUUGUGAAGAGGAGCAGGGUAGCGGGGGUGGGGUCAGAAAGGAGAGGAGGCAGAGCUCAGCACCCAAAGCGGACGAUGACACAAAUGCACAAAUGCUGUCCCUGGAAGUCCUGGCACUCCCAGGGAGGACCAGCUGCCCUGGGGAGAAGUUCAGUGGGACUCUUUCCUUCCUCUCAGGUUUUUGACUUUGAAUUGACUCCAGAGGACAUGAAAGCGAUCAACGGCCUCGACAGAAAUUUCCGAUACUCUCGAUUGCUGUUGUAAGUGACCCUCACAGAUUGUUUCAUGGUUGUUUUCCACAGCAAGUAGGUUCACAGAGGAAUGAAGCUU